ACUCUGUUCUCGCUCUCGCGGUAGCUCCGUGCCUCCACUGGCGGCGACAUUCAGAGAGGAGAUGGCGGCCAGAGGGGGGUUUCAGUCGGCACCGACGGGAGGUGGUGGUGGAGCAAUGGGACCUGGACCACCGGUACCGGGCGCAGGACCAGGCAUGGGCCCCGGGACUCCUUCUGGAAGGAUGGUACCGUCGUCGGCCGCGCAGAACCACAUGUACCGCUCCCCGAUGCCUGGGCCCGGGUACCCGAGACCAGGCAUGCCUCCAUCCAGCCGCAUGACCCCACAGGGACCAGCCAUGGGCCCCCCAGGAUAUGGCAACAGCCCAGUGUCUCGCCCUGUAAUGCCUGGUGUGAUGGACCCGUCUCGCAAGAGGCCCGCACCCCAACAGAUCCAGCAGGUUCAGCAGCAGAACCGCAACCAGCACACAAAGAAGAAGAAGAUGGCUGAUAAAAUUCUACCUCAGAGGAUCAGGGAACUGGUCCCAGAGUCUCAGGCUUACAUGGAUCUGCUGGCUUUUGAGAGAAAGCUGGAUCAGACCAUCAUGCGCAAGAGGCUGGACAUUCAGGAGGCUCUCAAGAGGCCCAUUAAGCAAAAGAGAAAGCUCCGGAUCUUUAUAUCAAACACCUUCAACCCUGCAAAGCCAGAUGCAGAGGAUGGAGAAGGCACAGUUGCAUCAUGGGAGCUACGUGUUGAGGGACGUCUGCUGGAAGAUACGGCUGUGUCCAAGUAUGAAGCCACCAAACAGAAGAGGAAGUUCUCCUCUUUCUUCAAGUCUCUGGUGAUUGAAUUGGACAAAGACCUGUAUGGUCCAGAUAAUCACCUUGUGGAAUGGCACAGGACUGCCACCACACAGGAGACUGAUGGUUUUCAGGUGAAGAGGCCUGGUGAUGUGGGUGUUCGCUGCACCGUCCUGCUCAUGCUUGACUACCAGCCCCCUCAGUUCAAGCUGGACCCCCGGCUGGCUCGUAUGCUAGGUAUCCACACCCAGACUAGACCGGUCAUCAUUCAGGCCCUGUGGCAGUACGUCAAGACCCACAAACUCCAAGACCCUCAUGAGCGCGAGUUCAUCAACUGUGACAAAUAUCUGCAGCAGAUCUUUGAGACUCAGCGGAUGAAGUUCUCCGAGAUCCCGCAGCGCUUGCAUGCUCUCCUGAUGCCCCCUGAACCAAUCAUCAUCAACCAUGUGAUCAGUGUGGACCCUAAUGACCAAAAGAAGACAGCUUGUUAUGACAUUGACGUGGAGGUGGAUGACACGCUAAAGACCCAAAUGAACUCUUUCCUGCUCUCCACAGCCAGUCAGCAGGAAAUAGCAGGACUGGACAACAAGAUCCAUGAAACCAUUGAGACCAUUAACCAGCUGAAGACCCAGAGAGAGUUCAUGUUGAGUUUUGCCAGAGAUCCUCAGGGCUUUAUCAAUGACUGGCUUCAGUCCCAGUGCAGAGACCUCAAGACCAUGACAGAUGUGGUAGGAAACCCAGAAGAAGAGCGAAGAGCAGAGUUUUACUACCAGCCGUGGGCUCAGGAGGCCGUCUGCCGCUACUUCUACUCCAAGGUCCAGCAGAGGCGACAGGAGCUUGAGACGGCACUCGGCAUCAGGAACACCUAGAGAAAAGUAUCCACAGGCAGCAAACGCAGAGAUCUGUUGUGCUGUCUGGAGACGACUGUUUGAGAAAGUGGGACGUAAAUGAAUUCCUCCCAGAGUUUUCUGACAAACUUAGAGAGACAUAGAUACUAGAUGGCUUUACCGCUAUGUAUAGAAUGUCCUUUUUUGUUUUUAUUUUCACCCUGCAGCGUGACUACUGUUGCAGCUUGGUUGCUACCUUCACAAAGUAUAUUUUGUUUAUUCUACCCACACAAGAGCUCCUUGAGCACAAUGCAUUUUUGCUUGCAUGUCUUAAGCCUUACCUGGAAGCAUUCCUUUCAUUUUGGUACAUGUGCCCAUACAAAAGUACAGAUUGUACUCUAAUAAGAAAGCAGAGGGCAGCUUUUAAUGUAUUUUGUCCCUGAAUAUAAAAUGUCUAAAAUCAGCUGGAAUGUGUUGAUUCUGCCUUGGCUCUUUGUUCCCGUUAUUGGAAAGUAAAUUUACAUUAUACACUCCCAACCCAGCCCCUGGAUCCUUGCCCAAUAAGGUAGAUAUUAAUUGUGAUUGUUUGUAUCAAUCAGGCUACUUUGCUGCAUUGGCUGUUCAUGUGUAUCUUUGUCUUAAGCUCUGAUUGGUUUGUUUUGACAGUCUGGUGUACGAGAGACGUCUAAAAGCUCAAUCAUGGCAGAAUAUACAUUUUUUUGUUAAGGGUGCCAUUUAGUAUGAAGUUUUCCUUUUUCUUUAGUUUUUGUUAUCAGUGAUUCUUGUUUUAAAAAAUGUGUAUUAAAUCAGUACUUGUCUUGUUAACUAGUACGGAUUAUCAAGGAAGUAGCUAGUAUGAGUACCUCUAGUCUAUAUAGUUUUGUAAAUACUGAGCAGAAAAAAACUGAAGAUGGAUGUGAAGUAAAAUUGUAUCUCUUAUCCUAGCAGAUGUUUUUCUUAACUCUUUGUCUACGCUCAGAUAGUUGAACCAGUAUUUAUAUUAUUAAUCAGCCCUCGCUGUCGGAGCACAGUGAUUUAGCUCUCCUCAACGUAAAGACGCCGGUCACAUUUGGAGAAUCACUGCUCCGCUGGACGGUUUGAACACUGCAUUCACGUCAUCUGCAAGGGAAGUUAAAUUUUCUGCUUUUAGUUUAGUGUAUUUUUAAUUAUGUGCAGAGAAACCAUAAAUAACGAGACUGAAAUGUAAGCACGUGUGCAUUUAAUUAAUAAAUUCCAAGAAUACACUACUGUGGGUUUGGGCAGGUACAUGAUAUGAAACGAGCGGUGGGAACCUCUGGGUUGUAAAACAAAAUACUGACUGUAUUUGAAUCUGCAGACUUUUUCAUGGACCAAACCUAUUUUUCUGUAUGUUAUGUUAUAAUAAAGGAUAUGUAAAAUAUA
Messenger RNA from Etheostoma cragini (Arkansas darter), 2965 nucleotides. It is a transcript of the gene smarcd1, whose product is annotated as SWI/SNF related, matrix associated, actin dependent regulator of chromatin, subfamily d, member 1. NCBI's taxonomy places the organism in Eukaryota, Metazoa, Chordata, Actinopteri, Perciformes, Percidae. The transcript has 13 exons. Bases 62 to 1606 code for a protein of 514 amino acids. The record is from RefSeq and is a predicted model, not a curated record. Gene Ontology annotation, cellular component: SWI/SNF complex; nucleus. Gene Ontology annotation, biological process: regulation of transcription by RNA polymerase II.